Molecule: messenger RNA, 809 nt
Organism: Prunus avium (sweet cherry)
Lineage: Eukaryota; Viridiplantae; Streptophyta; Magnoliopsida; Rosales; Rosaceae
Source: RefSeq, a predicted model, not a curated record
UUCAACUUUUCCCAAACUUAGGUGUGGCAACAAAUUCGACAUGUUUGCGUCACACCUCAAGUUGGAAACUAGCAGCUCAGUUAGUUGACCCUUUCCAACCUGGGGACUUCAAUCAGGCUCUCAUGGAGCUUGGUGCAACUGUAUGUACCCCAUUGAGUCCAAGUUGUCAUUCAUGUCCUGUAUCAGUCCAAUGUUGUGCACUAUCAAUCUCUAGAGCUGAUAGUUCAGUGCUGGUUACAGAUUAUCCAAUUAAGGGCGUAAAGGCCAAACAGAGACGUGAUUUUUCUGCUGUAUGUGUUGUGCAAAUAUUAAGAGAUGAGGAACUGUCAGAGGGACACCGAACCAACAAUGGGUUUCUUCUUGUAAAACGGCCUGAUGAAGGGUUGCUUGCUGGCCUCUGGGAGUUCCCGUCUGUCUUGCUGGCUGGAGAAGCUGACUUGGUCACUAGGAGAAAGGCAAUUGACCAAUAUUUGAAUAAACAUUUUAGACUUAACCCCAGAAACACCUGUGACAUAGUUUCCAGGGAAUAUGUUGGAGAAAAUGUCCAUGUUUUCACUCACAUUCGUCUCAAGAUGUAUGUGGAAUUGUUGGUGUUACAUCUAAAAGGUGGGAUGAAGGACCUGGUUAGCAAGCAGGGCAAAGAAACUGUGCCCUGGAAAUGUGUGGACGCCGAGGUCCUUUCAACCAUGGGAUUGACAUCCGGUGUAAGAAAGGUUUACACUAUGGUUCAAAAAUUUAAGCGAGAAACGGUUGCCCUAUGAUCCUGCCUUGGAAAGCAUGAAAUGAAAACAUGUAAAGCAUCUUGAACG